AUGAAUAACAAUAAUUUUAACAAUAAUAGUAACAACAUGAUGAAUAAUAAUAGAAGAGUAGGAGAUCAAGAUUUAAAUCCAUUGCCUUGUUUUCAACCUUUACAUGGAAAUGCUCCUUCCUCAAUGAGUGGUGGAUUUGGUGGCAAUCAAGUUGGACCAAAUAAUCCAAUUUUCAAUGAUCGUUCGAAUUUUCCUUCUGCUUCUUCAAUAAUGGGAGGAGAUAUGAAACCUCCUCAGAUGUUACCAGGUUCUCGAUUUGAUCCAGUUUAUCCUACCAUUGAACCAUUUGGAGGUUCUGGAAGUGGAAAUAGAGGAGGUAAUUCUUCAUCAUCUUCAUUUGGAAAUGUUAAUCCAGAUCAUCACAAACCUCCACAAUUUGAAGAUGAAGAUUUGUAA
Naegleria gruberi is the source of this 396-nucleotide messenger RNA. RefSeq lists its product as uncharacterized. Lineage: Eukaryota; Heterolobosea; Eutetramitea; Acrasida; Naegleriidae. Bases 1 to 396 code for a protein of 131 amino acids. The transcript has a single exon. The record is from RefSeq and is a predicted model, not a curated record.